CUCAACAGUGGGUACGAUUUUGGCUAUCUACUGAAGCUCUUGACAGACCAGAACCUGCCCUGUGAAGAGAGUGAAUUCUUUGAGCUUUUAAGACUCUACUUCCCAUCAAUAUACGAUGUUAAGUACCUGAUGAAGUCCUGUAAAAAUCUCAAGGGAGGCCUGCAGGAGGUGGCUGAGCAGUUAGAGCUGGAGCGUGUGGGGCCACAGCAUCAGGCGGGUUCAGAUUCUCUUCUCACAGGUGCUGCGUUUUUCAAGAUGAAAGAGAUGUUCUUCGAGGACAAGAUUGACGAUGCAAAAUACUGUGGCCACUUGUACGGCUUAGGAACAUCUUUUGUUGUUAAUGGAAACUCCAACACCUCCUAUGACAAUGGACACACCUCGGACUCCACCUCGAAUUCAUAGUGCAAGGUCGCAGUGCCAUCACUGGCGCAAGUGCCAUGUACACAGACCAACACAGACCAAUAACGUCCCACGGAAGAACUUUUGCCCCUUUUUUUUUUUAAAGUUGAGAUAUGUUUUUCAAUCUUCCUUGUGACUAAACCAGCAGAUCAAGUGAAGAAUAAGAAAAAAAUUCAUUGUCGGACGGAUAAGUGCUUGCCGACUUCCUCUUGAACGCACUGCCCCAUCUGCAGCAUCUCUGUGCAGGGAUGUGAUGCUAUUGGUGUUGCCUUUAUGCACCAUCUUUUUCUUUUCCUUUUAUCUUUUCCUCUAUCUGUCCUUUGUCGUCUUUCAUUUUUUCCUCAACCGUUUCUGCUUGGUCUUCCUCUUUCCAUCUCCACUCCUCUCAUUUAUUCUUUACUGGUAUCCUCACAUUUUUAUACAUGUGUAAAAAAAUGUUGUUGAAUAUAACAGAUCCAUACACUGGUAUAUAAUUUGUGAAUUUGAUAACACAACUUGAUAAUUUAUAUUGAGACACAAGUCAAA
Messenger RNA from Penaeus vannamei (Pacific white shrimp), 924 nucleotides. The record is from RefSeq and is a predicted model, not a curated record. Lineage: Eukaryota; Metazoa; Arthropoda; Malacostraca; Decapoda; Penaeidae.